AUGUUAAGUUUGUACAAAUACACACAUUUUAACAAGACGGCUCCGGUGCUUGGCCGAACUGAAGGAGGAGAAGAGACGAAAGCAGCGAGGCUCCCUCUUUCUCGUCCGGCGAUUGCAGACUCAUCGCAUCCGAGUGGCAUGCUCCUGUGGUCGUCUAGACCGAAGAAAAGGAACGGUCCAUGGGUGUCGAGAGCAGCAGCAGCGACGAGGAACAAGGAAAAAGCAAGUGAAGGCGUGAUGUUGGUGACUUUGUGUGUAUCUUUCACUUGA
Messenger RNA from Lactuca virosa, 270 nucleotides. Lineage: Eukaryota; Viridiplantae; Streptophyta; Magnoliopsida; Asterales; Asteraceae. The record is from the annotation of a GenBank genome assembly.